AUGUCUAAAUAUUUCAAUAGUGAUAUUACUUGUAUUUUGUCGGCGACAAUGUUCAGAAGUGGUAUACAGGAUUUUAGCAACGAAGACGGAGCUGGUGGAUCUUCCUCGAAUAAUCUCAAUGGCUGCACUGUUUGUAAAAGAACUUUUACUAAUUCCAACGAGAUUAUUCACCAUACAUGUUUACCGACUGGACGUAUGCAGAUUCACUCCGGCGAAAGACCUUACUCUUGUAAUGAAUGUCCACGAGCCUACAAAAAUAAAUAUAAUCUUACAUGUCAUAUGCAAACUCACUAUGAUCUCACAUGCGGACUCACUCCGGAGAAAGACCUUACCGCUGCAACGUGUGUUCACAAGCCUUUAGAAAACAAAGUAUUGGCCUUGUCUAUAAGAUUGAUAGUAGGAAAUUGUAGUGCUAAUCCAAAAGAAUUGAUUAUACACUUGGAUUGUAUUUUGUCGGCGACAAUGUUCAGAAGUGGUAUACAGGAUUUUAGCAACGAAGACGGAGCUGGUGGAUCUUCCUCGAAUAAUCUCAAUGGCUGCACUGUUUGUAAAAGAACUUUUACUAAUUCCAACGAGAUUAUUCACCAUACAUGUUUACCGACUGGACGUAUGCAGAUUCACUCCGGCGAAAGACCUUACUCUUGUAAUGAAUGUCCACGAGCCUACAAAAAUAAAUAUAAUCUUACAUGUCAUAUGCAAACUCACUAUGGUGAGAGACCUCAUCAAUGCAACAUGUGCUUCAAAACCUUUCAAUACAAAUGUCAUCUCAGAUCUCACAUGCGGACUCACUCCGGAGAAAGACCUUACCGCUGCAACGUGUGUUCACAAGCCUUUAGAAAACAAAGGUAUCUUACAGUUCAUAUGCAUACUCACUCCAGCGAAAAACCUUAUCACUGCAACGAGUGCUCAAUGACCUUCAAACACAAGGCUAAUCUUACAACUCACAUGCGGACUCACACCGGCGAAACACCUUACCGCUGCAACGUGUGUUCACGAGCCUUCAGUCAAAGAUCUGAUCUCACAACUCACAUGCGCAUUCACUCUGGCGAAAGACCUUACCACUGCAACGUGUGCUUCCAAACCUACCGUACAA
Messenger RNA from Copidosoma floridanum, 1093 nucleotides. RefSeq lists its product as uncharacterized. The record is from RefSeq and is a predicted model, not a curated record. NCBI's taxonomy places the organism in Eukaryota, Metazoa, Arthropoda, Insecta, Hymenoptera, Encyrtidae. Gene Ontology annotation, molecular function: DNA-binding transcription factor activity, RNA polymerase II-specific; RNA polymerase II cis-regulatory region sequence-specific DNA binding. Gene Ontology annotation, biological process: regulation of DNA-templated transcription.